Oryza brachyantha (malo sina) is the source of this 1116-nucleotide messenger RNA. RefSeq names its product protein DOG1-like 3. Bases 55 to 855 code for a protein of 266 amino acids. The transcript has 2 exons. Gene Ontology annotation, biological process: DNA-templated transcription. Gene Ontology annotation, molecular function: sequence-specific DNA binding. NCBI's taxonomy places the organism in Eukaryota, Viridiplantae, Streptophyta, Magnoliopsida, Poales, Poaceae. The record is from RefSeq and is a predicted model, not a curated record.
UCAGCUCACAUCGAUCACCUUCUUCUCCUGCCGUAGCCACCAUCGGCCGUAACCAUGCCGCCAUCGCCGCACUCUCCUCAACGCAACGGCAACCACGCGCCGGCGCAUUCCGGCGAGACCUUCGCCAAGUUCUUCGAGUGCUGGAUCUCCGAGCAGUCCCGCGACCUCGCCGCGCUCCGCUCCGCCGCGUCCGCGAGCCCCGCGCCGCCCGACGUCGACCUCCGCGGCCUCGUCGACCGGGUCCUCGGCCACUACGAGUACUACUACCGGACCAAGUCCGCCGCCGCCUCCAACGACGUGCUCUGCAUGUUCUCCCCGUCGUGGACCUCCACCACGGAGAAUCUCUACCUCUGGUGCGGCGGAUGGCGCCCCACCGCCGCGCUCCACCUUCUCUACUCCAAGUCCGGUGCGCAGCUCGAGGCCCAGCUCCCGAUGUUCCUCACCGGCGGUAGCCUCGGGACCAACGACCUCGGCGACCUCUCCGCCGAGCAGCUCCAGGCCGCCGAUCAGCUGCAGCGCAGCACCGUCAGGAAGGAGCGGGAGAUCGAGAACGCUGUCGCGAGCGCACAGGAGUCGUUGGCGACGGUGAAGAUGGUGGCGCUCGCCGGAGGCGGCGGGAUGGACGUGGAGGCGAUGGAGACGGAGAUGAAGAGCAAGGCUGAAGGGAUGAAGCGCGUGCUGGAGAUGGCGGACGGCCUGAGGCUGGAGACGAUGCGGGAGGUGGUGGCGCUGCUCCGGCCGUCGCAGGCCGUGCACUUCCUCAUCGCCGCCGCCGAGCUCCACCUCGCCGUGCACGAGUUCGGCAGGCGCAGGGACGGGGGCGGGAACGGCCCCGCAUCGCCGCCGCCAGCGUGACGCGUGCGCGCGAGAUCGCGUCGUGCGGCGGCGAUUCCAAGCGGCGCAUGGCGCGCCAUGAUGCGUAGGCUUGGCUCGUCGUCUAGCUGGUUCUUCGCCUGCUCUGGUCAACACAAGUUGUUGCGAUAAGCUUUGACCAAUAUUUAUUUAUGUAGUAUUACUUGCUAGUACUGUUUUUCUUUUUUUUUUCGCUAGAAUACCAGUAGUAUUUUUGUGCGUCUUACUUGUGAUGAUGGAAUUUUUCUAUUGUGCCAUGAGUCU